This is a messenger RNA of Acaulospora morrowiae, 2268 nucleotides long. The record is from the annotation of a GenBank genome assembly. Lineage: Eukaryota; Fungi; Glomeromycota; Glomeromycetes; Diversisporales; Acaulosporaceae.
AUGCAACGAACACGUUACCAGAAUGCAGCCGAUAGUCAAUUCAACGAUAAUUGGGAACGUCUAGCCCAAGCCAUUCGAGAGAUUCAUAAAAAAAAUGCGUCGAUCCUAAGUUUCGAAGAACUAUAUCGCAACGCUUAUAAUAUGGUACUCCAUAAGAACGGAGACAAGCUAUAUGAAGGCGUCAAAAAAGUUAUUACUCAACAUUUGGAAGAUGUAGCGUUAGCGCAAGUAGUACCUGCCUUUCCGUUAUCAGGUGCCAGCAGUUCGCAAGCCAAUCCAACAAAUGGAGCUGGUGGUGCAAAUUUCUUGAAAGUGUUGAAAACUGUGUGGGAAGAUCAUACAACUUGCAUGCUUAUGAUCAGAGAUAUUCUUAUGUAUAUGGAUCGGGUUUACGCGAAAUCUGCGACCGUUCCUCUGGUCUAUGAUCUGGGAUUAGAACUUUUUAGGGACACAAUAGUCCGAUCCCAAAAAUAUCCAAUCCAACAUCAUCUGUUGGACGUGCUUCUGCAACAGAUUCUCCUUGAGCGUGAAAACGAGAUCAUCGAUCGUUCCAGCGUGAAGGCUUCAAUGGAUAUGUUACUUGAGUUGGUUGACGCAGCAACAAAAGGGACAGUUUAUGACGCUGACUUUGAGGGUCGAUUCCUGGAAACAAGUGCUGAAUAUUAUCGUGUGGAAGGACAAAUGUUGGUUAGCGAUUGUGAUGCCCCAGAAUACAUGAAAAAGGUCGAAAAGCGACUAAAUGAGGAAGAACAAAGGGUGCGUCAUUACCUUUCGCAAACAACGGAACAAAAAAUUAGAAACAUUGUCGAAGAGGAACUCAUUUCCAAACAUCUCAAGACGGUUAUCGAUAUGGAGAAUUCUGGUCUAAUUCCCAUGUUAAGAAACGAAAAGAUGGAUGAUCUCGGAAGAAUGUAUAAGCUGUUUGGUCGAGUUAUAAAGGGUCACGAAGAAAUGAAAUCUGCUAUUAGUAAUCACAUACGAGAACUAGGAAAGGAAAUUAAUGAGAAGAACGCUCAAACCGGAACAUCGGUGGCUAUACGAUGGGUGCAGGAUGUUCUAGAUCUAAAGGAUAAGUUCGAUAAGGUUCAGGAGCAAGCUUUGUCCAGUGAUAAAUCAUUUCAAACUGCAUUUAACGAGGCAUUCGAACAUUUCAUCAAUAAAAAUCCCAAAUCACCCGAAUUCAUAUCACUAUUCAUUGAUGAGAAUUUAAAGAAAGGACUAAAAGGGAAAACGGAGGAAGAGGUUGACAAUGUAUUGGAUAAGACUAUAACGCUGUUUCGAUUUAUUGGUGAAAAAGAUGUUUUCGAACGAUAUUACAAACAACAUUUGGCUAAGCGCCUAUUACUUGGACGUAGUGUAAGUGAUGACGCCGAAAGAGGAAUGAUAGGAAAACUUAAGAUCGAGUGUGGAUAUCAAUUUACCACAAAACUUGAAGGGAUGUUCAAUGACAUGAGGAUGUCUACGGAAACAAUGACUGAAUUUAAAAAGGAUCAACAAGAUAAACAACCAUCGGAGAGACCUAAACUGGAUAUAAAUGUCACUGUUCUUACAUCCACAUUUUGGCCAAUGAACUUGUCGGCAAGCCCGCGAUGUAAUUUUCCCGCUGAAAUAACAAAAGCCUGUGAAAUUUUCCAAAAGUUUUACCUUGAACGACACAGCGGGCGAAGAUUGACAUGGCAAUCAAAUAUGGGAAAUGCUGAUAUUCGUGCCAACUUCAAUUCACGGAAACAUGACCUUAACGUGUCAACAUAUCAAAUGGUGAUACUUUUAAUGUUCAAUAAUUUACCAGCUGACGAAUAUUUAUCAUAUGAGAUAAUAAAAGGUGAAAGUGACAUUCCUGAGCAAGAUCUAAAGCGCAAUCUUCAAUCAUUAGCUUGUGCCAAAUAUAAAAUCCUUUUGAAAGAGCCCAAAGGUAAAGAAAUUAACGCUGGAGAUAAAUUCUAUUUCAAUGCCGAAUUCACUGCUCCACUACAACGAAUCAAAAUUCAAACGGUUGCAAGCAAGGUUGAAACAGAGGGAGAGAGAAAAGAUACAAGGGAAAAAGUUGAAGAGGCGAGGAAACAUCAGACAGAAGCUGCAAUUGUAAGAACUAUGAAAGAUCGAAAGACUAUGGAACAUAAUCUUUUGAUUGCAGAGGUGACACGGCAAUUGCAGCAAAGAUUUGUUCCUCAUCCAAGUAUGAUCAAAAAACGAAUCGAAGCCUUGAUCGAGAGAGAAUACUUGGAACGGGCGCCCGGUAAUAGGCGUGUUUACAACUAUCGAGCAUAA